Messenger RNA from Ostertagia ostertagi, 321 nucleotides. The record is from the annotation of a GenBank genome assembly. Lineage: Eukaryota; Metazoa; Nematoda; Chromadorea; Rhabditida; Trichostrongylidae.
AUGUCGCGACGUGCACCUCCACCGAUUGAAGGACUUUAUUCUCUGAAGGUUGACAACAUCUCUUAUAAUACAACACAAGCUGAUCUUCGAAGAAUGUUCGACAAAUAUGGCGAGAUUGGCGAUAUUCAUAUUCCCAGAGACAAAUACACACGUCAAAGCAAGGGUUUCGGAUUUGUGCGAUUUUAUAGCCGCCGUGAUGCAGAGUACGCAAUGGAUCGCACUGAUGGACGCUGGGUCGAAGGGCGCGAAAUUCGCGUUGCAAUGGCGCGUUAUGAGCGGCCAAUCGACGAGAGAGGGGCUUACACAAGGCGUGGCAGGUAA